AUGAGUCUGAUUACGAAUAAAGUUGAGAGAGACGAUCUCAAACCUGGUGAUCACAUCUACACGUACCGAGCUGUCUUCGCCUACUCUCACCACGGUGUGUUUGUUGGUGGUUCUAAGGUGGUUCAUUUCAAACCUGAGCAAAGCUUAAAUGCUUCUUCUUCAUCUUCUUCUUCAGUUUCAGAGGUUAAUGAUUCUUCUUCAGAAGCUCCUUGUCCUACAUACCCUGACUGUGGAUUCAAACAACCAAACAGUGGAGUGCUACUUUCUUGCCUUGACUGUUUCCUCAAGAACGGUUCUCUCUACCGCUUCGAAUAUGGAGUCAGCUCAUCGAUGUUCCUGACUAGAGUCCGCGGUGGCACUUGCACAACAGCUCAAUCUGAUCCCUCUCAAACAGUUGUCCACAGAGCAAUGCACCUUCUCCAAAACGGGUUCGGUAACUACGACAUCUUCCAAAACAACUGCGAAGACUUUGCUCUCUACUGCAAGACGGGUUUGCUUAUUCUUGAUAAGAACGGUGUUGGGAGAAGCGGUCAAGCCAGCUCCAUUCUUGGCGCUCCUUUAGCUGCACUCCUCUCUUCGCCUCUCACGUUGUUGAUUCCGAAUCCUGUUGGUGUUGCAACGGUUACUGCUGGGAUGUAUUGUAUGAGCAGGUAUGCUACUGAUAUUGGUGUUAGAACUGAUGUGAUCAAGGUUCCUGUUGAGGAUUUGGCUCUGAACCUCGGCAUUAAAACACUCAAGAAAAGGUGA
Molecule: messenger RNA, 747 nt
Organism: Eruca vesicaria subsp. sativa (arugula)
Lineage: Eukaryota; Viridiplantae; Streptophyta; Magnoliopsida; Brassicales; Brassicaceae
Source: the annotation of a GenBank genome assembly